AUGGACAGGAGAGAUGCGAAAAAGUGGAGGGAAAAGGUGUCGGUGGGGACAGUGAGGAUCGCAAAGUCAGCCUGGGUGUGGAACGACGGGCUGCCUUGCGGCCUGGAGAGACUCCGAGAUCACGAGAGAAGUCGGGGAGAAGAGAAACUCUGGGACAAGAAGAGGGUUAUUUACGGGAGGAGUCGCGGCGAGGAAGAGAGAGCCAAACGCGACGACUGGCGUGGUGGUAGAGAGAGGAAAGAUCGGGGUGAGGAGCGACCACCGGACGAAGACAGAUCCUGGGGCGAGGAGAGAGCCCGAGGAGCAGAGAGGCCCCAAGACCAGGAAAGGUCCCCAAAGGAGAAGAAGGCUGGCGUGGAAAGGCUAGCCAGCGCUGGGGAGAAACCACCACCAGGGUGGGAGAAGGGCUCUGAAGGGAAAGGGCGGGUCGAGCCGCAGGCGCAGGAAAGCCAGGUGGCCCAGGACCCCAGGACAGAGAGCAGAAGCCAGGACCAGGAGCGUGGCCCCGAGAGAAAGGGGAGCGAGGAUCUCCACCACGACAAGACCGGGGUCCCGAGCCAGGACCAGGAACGCGUCCAGGAGAGAAAACGGACCGAGGACCCGACCGCCAUAAAGACUUCGGGCGCCAGCCAGGGCAAGGGGAGAAAGGGGAGUGAGAAUCGGAUCUUGAGAAAGGCCCAGGGUCCGAGCCAGGGCAAAGGGCGCGACCAGGAGAGAAAGGGGAGCCGAGGUUCCACUACCAGAAAGGCCCAGGGUCCGAGUCAGGGAGAAAAGCGCGACCAGGAGAGAAAGGGGAGCCGAGGUUCCACUACCAGAAAGGCCCAGGGUCCGAGUCAGGGAGAAAAGCGCGACCAGGAGAGAAAGGGGAGCCGAGGUUCCACCUCCAGAAAGACCCAGGGCCCGAGCCAGGGAGAAAAGCGCGACCAGGAGAGAAAGGGGAGCCGAGGUUCCACCUCCAGAAAGGCCCAGGGCCCGAGCCAGGGAGAAAAGCGCGACCAGGAGAGAAAGGGGAGCCGAGGUUCCACCUCCAGAAAGGCCCAGGGUCCGAGCCAGGGAGAAAAGCGCGACCAGGAGAGAAAGGGGAGCGGAGGUUCCACCUCCAGAAAGACCCAGGGCCCGAGCCAGGGAGAAAAGCGCGACCAGGAGAGAAAGGGGAGCGGAGGUUCCACCUCCAGAAAGACCCAGGGCCCGAGCCAGGGAGAAAAGCGCGACCAGGAGAGAAAGGGGAGCGGAGGUUCCACCUCCAGAAAGACCCAGGGCCCGAGCCAGGGAGAAAAGCGCGACCAGGAGAGAAAGGGGAGCGGAGGUUCCACCUCCAGAAAGACCCAGGGCCCGAGCCAAGGAGAAAAGCGCGACCAGGAGAGAAAGGGGAGCGGAGGUUCCACCUCCAGAAAGACCCAGGGCCUGAGCCAGGGCAGGGGCCAUAGCGUGGACGGAGGUGCGGGCGAGGAAUCACCCAGGAACAAGACCAGAGGCCGGCUUCUGAGCGGGGCCACAGCGAAGAGAAAGGGCACGCGUGACGAGGGCCAGCGUGAGGGCGGGGCAGCCCGCGAGGAGGAGGGACCCAGGGCCACGGACAAGUCGGUGGUCGCCGAGGGGCGCACGGCCAUGUCCCCUGUUAGCCCUGUGUGGCCGAGAAAACCAAACCUAUGGGCGUUCUGGGUACUGCUGCUAGUGCUGCCGCGGUCGUUGGAUUCGGUGCGGGUAGACCCUAUCCAACAGUGCAACUGGCUUGCUGUUCUGAGCAAGUUCGAGACGGUAGGCACGCACUUCUACAAGGAUCGAUUUAUCGACCACGAGCCCAUUGAUCUACAGACCGAGGUGUUCGAAAAGUUGGGAGACUCGCCAAUCGACCCCAAGGAGAAAUAUAUGACUUUUCCUUACUACCUGCAAAUCAACUUCACCUGUGCGGGAAAGGAUAGCGAGGAGAUGGCCCGAAACGGCCACCUGCUGGGGAUGAGGCCCAAGCUCCUGGUCUCCUACAAGUGCCCUGUCAAUUUCUAUAAGUGGGAGAUUGAAAACGUGCAGAUUCAGUUGGACGCUGCUCCAAUGCGUAGCCGAGGGUACUGCUCAUCAGAGGCCAUGUGCAUCCUGAACUGGUACACACCCCUGCCCUUCAAGAAUGGCAGCGCGGUCAUCACUGUGGACAUCCACAGCAAUGGCUUAGGGCCUUACGUUCCCCAGAAAAGGUUCUACGUUAACAUGAACGGCUUCUUGAAGAGAGAAGCCAGUGGUAAAGUCAUCUACCGACUGGGAUAUGAGAACUUUAUGAUGAAGUCUGAUAGCCUUAGGCGCUCGAAAUCCAGACCCCUGUGGUUCACAAAGGACCAAGCCCCUGUGCUGAUCCUCGGCGGCAUUGAGACUGAGAAGGCCAUUCUGAUUACAGACACGAACUUCCACGACACCGACAUUGUGGAGCUGAGCAUUGACAGCUGCUGGGUUGGCUCCUACUACUGUCCCAUGCUCGGCUUCUCAGCCACCAUCUUUGAUGCCAUCUCCACCGAGAGCACGCUCUUCAUACGGCAGAACCAGCUCGUCUAUUAUUUCACAGGCCGCUACCCAACUCUGUACGACACAGACCAGAGCAGCAGCAGCUGGGUUCGUGUCCUUCCUAGUGAGUGCAUCAAGAAGCUGUGCCCAGUGUACAUGAGUGGGAAUGGCUCUGAGUACGUCCUGGCGCUCAACACUGGCCAGAACGAAGGCUACAUCCACAUCGGGACCAUCACAGAUGGUUCUGUGUCCUUCCAGAUGGUACCAAAUGGCUUGUCAAUCUGCGACAGGUUACCAGGCACAAACUGCUCUAUCGACUGGGCGCUGUACAUCGACGAUGAGAGGAACUUGAUUGUGUUGGUGAAGACGCUCAACAGCAGCUUACAUGUGGUCUUCUACCUACUCAACUAUAAUUUAGUGAAUAACACCCUGGAGACCCUCUACGUACUGCCACCGUUCAUCCCAGAAGCUCAAGGCUUGGACUUCCUGGUGCUCCUUGGGACAGAGACCUACACCAACACGCCAAUAGACCCCAAGGGCAUGUUCUUCAACACGUACAAUAACAUACUGUACAUCUGGGGCAACUUCAUCCUGCAGAGCUACACUAGGAAACACUUCAUUUACCUGGCAGACUUCCCCAGGCAAAGCACCAUCAAGUACGCAGUCAACUCCUACCAGGGACAGAUGGUCUUUGUCACAGAAGCAGAGGAGAUCUGGUACUUCCAGGAGGGCGGCUACGACGUAUACCGGCUGAUCCCGUCCACAGGCUGGGACUCCUACGUCUACCUUCAGAAGAUGGAACAGUCUCUCUACUUUGGGGAUGAAGAGGUCUUGAUCUCUGUCUUCUUUGAGGAUGGGCAGCUCUUCCAGCUGUUAUAUCUCACCAAGGACGGGACUUCUCAGGUGAUCAGGAGGCCGGUACCCGUGGGGAGGUUGCUGGUGUAUCAACAGCCCAAACCCUACACAAUCCAGAGGAAAGGGAAACACAAGACGCUCUCCUUCACCAACUUCUGCCCUUUCAAGAUGAUGCGUCUACGGGACCUGCCCCAAAAGCAGCAUUUUGCACGCCUGGAGAUCUACCAUGCUUCGCUCCCUGAGGUCCCGGAUCCCUUGGCCUUUCACACCAACGUUACCCUCGCUGUCUAUCAGGGCCUUGUGUAUUACCUGCUGUGGCUGCACUCCAAGUAUGACAAGCCCUACGCGGACCCUGUGCACGAUCCCACCUGGCGCUGGUGGCAACACAAAACACAGUACAAGGAUUACUACUUUUACCUGUCCAGCAACUGGCUGUCGCUGGAAGGCGUGUACAUCGACAUGGACAGCUAUGAAAAGGUGUACAACACCUCGGACGACGACCGAGGACUGCCCCCGGAAAUCUACCUGGACAAGGGGACCUCGUUUAGUUUUACAGUCUUCCUGUCCUCACAUGACGACACCUCAUCCUCAUCGGCAGCAGGCCUCGGCUCCAUCUUCCAGGCGGAAAAGAAGCUGGCAGUGGCGGUGAUAGUGGCAGAUCCCGAAUGCCUUAAGGCAUCUGUGAGCCAUGAGGUCCUUCUUAAUCGCAAAGCAGUGCUCUACAAGGUUACAAUCACGGACAGAAAGGUCUGCUAUGGUCAGGGCCUCAGUGGUUACAACCUCAAGAAGACUUCCAUGGUGGUCAAAGUGUUGGGCUCUUCUGGAAAAUGUUUCCAGAACACAUACCUUGGGACAAACAUGCAAGGUUACUUGAUGGUGCCAGUGUUAAUCGGCUGUCCAGCUGGCAAGCGCCUGGCCUUCGAUGUCACCUACACGAUUCUGCACUCCCAGGAGAUAAACAAACACUAUUUCGACUGUGUAAAGGCGAACCCCGAGAUGCCGUGCUUUCUCUUCCGUGACUUGUUCCAGCCCUUCUUCUUAGUCCAAGACAUGGUGACAGGGGACUCUGGCAGCUUCCUGGGCAGCUACCUGCUGAAGGUGGUGGGCGGCGGUCACACCAUUGACACCAUCCGAGACUACACGGAAGAAGAAAUCUACCGUUACAACAGCCCGCUGGACAACACUAACAGCCUCAUCUGGAAAACAGAAGACCAAAGGACCACUAAGGACAAGAAGUUCUACAUAAUGUCCUAUCAGAGCCCUGGAAUGGAGUGGCUGUGUUUGGAGAACUCCCCAUGCCAUGAUGUCACCCCCCGAAACAUCUAUGCCCCCGAAUUCUUCCUCAAGUUGCUGGUGAGCAAUAGAGGAGUAGACACUAGCACAUACUGUGACUACCAGCUCAUCUUCAUCCUGCACUUGCAUGGGUUGCCGCUCAGCAGCAAGCGUUCUCUCUUCAUCGUCAUUGUGUCCAUCAGCCUGCUCCUUGGUCUGGUGGUCCUGUACAUCCUGUUCUGUCUGCUGUGGCCUCACAUAGUGAAGGCCUGGGUCUCACUACGCUGGAAGAUUAACAACCUUAUGGCGUCCGAGUCCUAUUACACAUAUGCCAGCUCCAAUGCGGCCUUGAGUGUUCACUCUCAGACAGGCUUGGAGGGUGCCCCCAAAGAGGACAAUGCAGAUGCAAUGAAAGCGGAAGUGGCCUGA
Molecule: messenger RNA, 5046 nt
Organism: Acomys russatus (golden spiny mouse)
Lineage: Eukaryota; Metazoa; Chordata; Mammalia; Rodentia; Muridae
Gene: Catsperg
Product: cation channel sperm associated auxiliary subunit gamma
Exons: 29
Coding region: 1-5046 (1681 amino acids)
Cellular component (GO): CatSper complex; motile cilium; sperm principal piece
Source: RefSeq, a predicted model, not a curated record